Molecule: messenger RNA, 1428 nt
Organism: Brenthis ino (lesser marbled fritillary)
Lineage: Eukaryota; Metazoa; Arthropoda; Insecta; Lepidoptera; Nymphalidae
Source: the annotation of a GenBank genome assembly
AUGGCCAGUAAACGGAAAGCGAUUAGUGUUGACGAAAAAGUUUGUGUGAUACGUGCGAUUGAAAAGGGAGAAAAGAAAAGUGACGUUGGAAGGCGUUUUGAACUAAGUCAAUCCACUGUUGCUACCAUUUGGAAAAACCAAAAAACAAUUCUACAGGCGGCGCUGGAAGGAAACUUGUCUAAAAAAUUGAGAAAGCCAAAAUUCGAAGACUUAGAUCAGGCAAUGUUGUCGUGGUUUAACAAUCAGCGCCAGAAUAAUGUACCCAUCUCGGGGCCAAUUGUAAAAGCUAAGGCUGAAAAGUUUGCCAACCAACUUGGCAUAAUUGACUUUAAAGCAUCUGAAGGUUGGCUCGGAAAAUUUAAGCACCGUCAUCAAAUUACGUACGGUAAAAUGAACGGAGAGGCGCGGGAUGUCGAUAUGAAUGUGACUAACAAUUGGAUUAGUACAGUGUGGCCUAAUUUAAAGAUGAAAUACUCACCAGAAGACAUUUUUAAUGCAGAUGAAACUGGCCUUUUUUUCAAGUUGACUCCCGACAAAACUUUAAAAUUCAAAGGGGAAAAAUGUGUUGGAGGAAAACUGUCUAAAGAGCGCAUUACAGUUCUAGUGGCUGCCAAUAUGAGUGGCACAGAAAAAAGAAAGCUUUUAGUUAUAGGCAAAUCGAAAAACCCUCGGUGUUUCAAGAACAUAAAACAGUUGCCAGUUACGUACAAAGCAAACAAGUCAGCUUGGAUGACAUCGCAGAUUUUUGAAGAGGAAGUGAGAAAAUGGGAUGCUGAAUUAAAAUCACGGAAAAUCUUGCUUCUAGUAGACAAUUGUCCUGCUCACCCAAUCAUAUCUAAUCUUCGAAACAUAGAGUUAGCAUUUUUCCCAGCUAAUACAACCAGUAUUUUACAACCAAUGGAUCAGAGUGUAAUUAAAUCCCUAAAGGGCCACUAUAGACGGAAAAUGUUGAUGGAUAUGAUAGAAACUGACGGCAAGGUCUCGAUCAACAUGCUACAAGCAGUGAACUUCAUAUCAAAAGCCUGGCAAGAGGUAACAGCGGCCACUAUCCAACAUUCUUUUCGACAUGCCGGAUUAUGUAGUAGCCAAGAAACGUACCAAUUUAACAGUGAAGACAAUCUACCACUGAAUGAGGAUGUAGCCACAACUGGUACACUUACAGAUGAACAAAUUGUUGAUUUAGUGUCAAAAAGUCAGGAAACACCCGAUAAUCAAGAUGAAGAAGACGAUCAAGUGGACAAAGCCGAAUCACCACCAACAAUUCAACAAGCCCUAGAUGCCGCUAAGUUGGUAGAAAAAAAUUUGUUGUUUAAUCAAGACGAUUCCACCACAUAUCUAGAUAUGAAUAGAAUACAUAAAAUAAUACAAAACAAGUACUGGCAUAGCAAAAAACGUCAGACGAAAUUAUCAGACUAUAUGUGUAAACAA